AGGGUCAUAACAUUUCAUCUUGAUGUAAAUUUGUAUUUUUUACUAUUUCCAAUUCAUUGCUUUUAAAAACUGCCUAUUUUUGCUGCAAAAACAUCAUUUGAAAAUUUGACAGCUGAUUUAUGCUUGUAAACAAACCUCCAUUGACAUUUUCCCAUCGUGCAAUUUUCGGUAAGUUAGGGCUAAGCACAUUUUUCAUGAGUGGUUUUCAGACCUAUUUCUUAUGUGAUUUUUUUUAUCUUAAAAUUGCUUUUCAGCAAAAUCCAAAGAAAGUUCAUCGUAAAAACAGGCUUUACUCCCCUACAGCAUUGACAAAUGCCUAUAUGCAUAUAAAGGAGCAUGGCACAUCAGUAAGAAAAGCUGCAAAACUCUAUGGUGUCCCAGAGAGUACCCUUAGGGACAGAACUUUAGGGUUAGUUCAUAUUGAUACUCUGUCUGCUGGUGGACAACCCUUGUUUGACGAGUAUGAAGAGGCUAAUCUUGUCAACCAUUUCAAAACUAUGGCAGGAUAUGGCCAUGGGUACACAAGACAAGAGUGUGUUGAUAUUGCCACUGAUUAUGCUGUCCAGUUAGGUCGUCGAACUCAGGAUAGACCACUCACGAUGAAAUGGAUGAGAGGGUUUUUAAAAAGGUGGCCAGAGUUAAAGGUUGUAAAACCAAAAGGUCUAGAACACGCCCGUGCAAAAAUGGCAUCACGUGAUACAGUGAUGAAGUACUUCAUUAACUUAAAAGAAACAAUUGAAAACCACAAAAUUGAACCGCAUUUGAUUUUCAACAUUGAUGAAAAGGCAGUCAAAGUUGAACAUAAGCCUCCUAAUGUAGUGGCAAGUUCUAGUUACAUCCCUCUGCUGUUACCUCUGGCAAGGGACAGAUUGUAACUUUGAUUGGUGCUGGAAGUGCAGCUGGACAAGCUAUCCCCCUUAUCUUGUUUUUCCAGGACAGCGCAUGAGGUCUGAGCUUAUGAUUGGAGCAUCGCCAGGUUAAUUAUUUAAUUUAAAAAAAAGUUAAUUAUUUAACAAAUAUCUUAAUUUAAUACUGAUAUUUUUAGCAUAUAUGGUAGACUUUUUUCACAGUAAAAUAUUAUAUUGGCAUAGUUAAAUCAAACUAUUUUUACAUUUCAGGUGCUGAUGGAACAGUUAGUGAAACCGGCUGGUCUAAUGGCAGCAUUUUUAGAUAUUAUUUAGAACAUCACUUUCUUAAAUUUGUUCCUGGACGCAAUGAUAAGAAAAUCCUUGUGAUCUUAGAUGGGCAUAAGUCUCAUGUGUCUGUAGGUCUCUCUGAAUGGGCACAUAAAUUAGGAAUUGUAAUUUUCAUAUUGCCACCCCAUUGUAGCCAUAUUCUUCAGCCCAUGGAUGUAGGAUGUUUUGGCCCCUUUCAGAAAAUAUAUGAUAUAAAAUGUCACAAGCUCAUUAGGGAAGUUUCAUCAGUAAUUACUAGAUACAAUAUUUGCCAAGUAUCUUGUUCAUCCUAUCUAGCUGCCCUUACCCCAAAUAAUGUCCAGGCUGCAUUCCGCCGUGCAGGCAUUUACCCGUUUGAUCCCUUGGCCAUUGCACAGGAGAAACUUCUACCUGCAGAGGUGUUCAGAUCAUGUUCUUCUGACACUGAUGUCAGUGAUGAUAGCCAGGCAACAGUGAUAGGUGGGGUCCAGUCAGAAUUAAAUGAAAUGUCUCGGGACAUUGUAAAUUUCUUGCACCAGAAAGAGGCUAGUCUUAAAAGGGUAAAAAAUGAAAACAAAACAAAACCAAGAAAUACCAUGAGUAAAAUUGUUGCAGGUAA
Messenger RNA from Ruditapes philippinarum (Manila clam), 1773 nucleotides. RefSeq lists its product as uncharacterized. The coding region runs from base 120 to 875 and encodes 251 amino acids. Lineage: Eukaryota; Metazoa; Mollusca; Bivalvia; Venerida; Veneridae. The record is from RefSeq and is a predicted model, not a curated record. The transcript is spliced from 2 exons. Gene Ontology annotation, molecular function: DNA binding.